AUGGAUUAUAAACAGGCUGCGAUGGGGGGUCCGUGGUUGAUUGGUAACCAUUACAUCACUGUUCGAGCCUGGCGGAAGGGAUUUGAUGCCCGAUCGGCUGAAGUUGCCACCACCCGAGUAUGGGCAAGAUUUCUUGAGUUGCCAGUGGAAUUUAUUAACCGGGAAGCAGUGGAGAGAAUUGCGUCACGCAUUGGUCGGCCAGUUUGUGUGGAUAGAGCCAUAGUAUCGGGUGCCUGCACAAAGUUUGGUCGUGCUUUCAUGGAGGUUGACCUCACCAAACCCCUAUUAGGCCAGUGCAAAGUGGAGGAUAAGACCUAUCAUGUGGAGUAUGAAGGUCUGGAUAACAUUUGUACCGAGUGUGGUAUGUAUGGACAUUCGAAGACCUCGUGUCCAACGCUACGGAAGCAGGCCCGUGAGCACCGGUUGAGCCAUCACCUCCCUCCCUGA
Messenger RNA from Linum trigynum, 447 nucleotides. NCBI's taxonomy places the organism in Eukaryota, Viridiplantae, Streptophyta, Magnoliopsida, Malpighiales, Linaceae. The record is from the annotation of a GenBank genome assembly.